Penicillium chermesinum is the source of this 3471-nucleotide messenger RNA. Its product is annotated as condensin subunit YCG1. The record is from RefSeq and is a predicted model, not a curated record. Lineage: Eukaryota; Fungi; Ascomycota; Eurotiomycetes; Eurotiales; Aspergillaceae. The transcript has 3 exons. Gene Ontology annotation, biological process: mitotic chromosome condensation. Gene Ontology annotation, cellular component: condensin complex; condensed chromosome. Bases 1 to 3471 code for a protein of 1156 amino acids.
AUGCCUGGCCGAGUCGCUGCCCGUUCAGCCUCCACGACCACUCGCAGGUCAUCAGCGCAACCCUCUACGGGUCGUGCUCCCUCCGUAACCCCGGCCUUUACAAUCCCAGAGGAACCUGCGCUUCCGGAAGCCCUGCCAAAUCUCCGCCGCGAUGUAUGCGCCAUAUUCGCCGAUGCGCAAAGAUCAACUACCGGCCAUCGCAAGCUUGUAGUACGACUGCGCAAGCUGCAAGAGAUCGCUUGUGGGGUCGUUCAAAACAAGAAGAAGGGAAACAAUGAGCAACAGGAGGAAGUUGUGCUCCCAGAAGAAGAAACCCUCCCAGAGAAAGAGUUCAAUGUUGAAGUUGGCCGGUGCAUGCUCCGGAUUCUUCCAAUCAAGAAGUCAGAGCCGGUCGGCGAUCGCGUUUUGCGCUUUAUGGGAAGUUUCCUUGCACAUGCAUCCGAGAAGGAUGAGGAGUUAUUCGCAUCGAAGGAGGAUGACGAUGAUAUGGAUACGUCUCCAGAAACACCAACCGCCCGUUUGACCUCCGCCAUUGUCGCCUUGAUGAUACCCCUCCUCUCCGCAAAAGAUAAGAUGAUCCGAUUCCGCGCUACUCAGAUUAUCGCCCACAUCGUCAAUACCCUGGAAUCAAUCGACGACGAGCUCUACCAUACGAUCCGCCAAGGCCUCUUGAAACGAAUCCGUGACAAGGAGUCCUCUGUUCGAGUCCAAGCCGUAAUGGGCCUUGGCCGAUUGGCUGGAAACGAUGAAAGUGAAGACGGCGAGGACAGCACGGCGUUGCUCGAGAAGCUGAUCGAAAUCAUGCAAAACGACGCAAGCGCAGAUGUCCGCAAGAAUCUUCUUGCAAACCUUCCUCUUUCCGCUAUUACCCUCCCAUAUUUCCUCGAACGAGCUCGCGAUUUGGAUGCGCCCACUAGACGCACAUUAUACUCUCGUCUUUUGCCUACAUUGGAGGAUUUCAGACAUCUGUCACUGACCAUGAGAGAGCGACUGCUUCGUUGGGGCUUGCGCGAUCGUGAUGAGGGUGUUCGCAAGGCAACCGCAAAGCUCUUUUAUGAUCGCUGGGUCGAGGAUUGUGCUGGCACGAACAAGAUCGAUAACCAAGCCGAGGAUGGUCAACCCCAGCCUACAGCUAAUCAGCGGUCUCCACCCAACAUGAAUGCUCUUUUGGAGCUCUUAGAGAGAAUUGACGUGGUGAACUCUGGCAUGGAGAACGGCAUUGCCCAUGAAGCAAUGCGAGGCUUCUGGGAAGGCCGUGCUGAUUAUCGCGAAGCUGUUAAUUUUGACGAACCCUUCUGGGAGUCUCUGACCGCAGAAUCGGCUUUCCUUUUGCGGUCUUUCAAUGACUUCUGCCGUGUUGAAAAUGACGGCAAAUAUGAAGGCCUUGCAGAUGAGAAGAUGCCGGAAGUUACUGCCCUCGCUUAUUACCUCACUAAAUAUACAACCGAUCUGUUGCAGCGAAAGAAGACUGCCAAGGAAACCGGAGAUGCCAAUGAUGAAGAAGCUGUUGAGCAUGAAUUCAUUGUUGAGCAGCUGCUACAUAUUGCCAUCACUUUAGACUACAGUGAUGAAGUUGGCCGGCGGAAGAUGUUCGGUCUUCUGCGUGAGUCUUUGGCUGUUCCUGAAUUGCCCGAAGAAUGCACCAGACUUGCAGUGGAAACCCUCCGGUGUGCCUGUGGACCAGAUCGCGCCGGCGAGAGCGAGUUCUGCAGUGUUGUCCUUGAAGCUAUUGCUGAAGUACACGACACUAUCGUUACGGAAGACAGCUUCGUCUCCGCUAAGUCUGAGAUCAGCGAUGACACAAGCAGCCGCCACCGAUCUGAAACGCCAGGAGAUGAGGAAGAUGUUCCGUUUAACAAGGAGGAGGCUAAGGCCAAAAUCCUCAAGGAAAUCGUCGUGAACAUGAAAUGUCUCCACAUUGCUCAAUGCAUGCUCCAGAAUGUCGAGGGCCAUCUGCAGCAGAACAUAAAUCUUGUCACCAUGCUGAACAACCUGGUCGUACCCGCUGUCCGAAGCCAUGAAGCACCCAUUCGUGAGCGUGGUUUGUUGUGCUUGGGGCUUUGCUGCUUACUCGACAAGAACCUUGCCGAAGAGAACAUGACGCUUUUUAUCCAUUGCUACAGCAAGGGUCACGAGGGUCUUCAAGUGACUGCUCUUCAAAUUAUCUGUGACAUGGUCACCACUCAUCCCUCUUUGCUUGCCCCAGUCACUCAGUCUGAUGGCGAAACCGUCACUACUCCCCCUAUCCAAAAGCCUCUCCUCAAGGUCUUCUCCCGCGCGUUAAAAGCAAACUCACCACCUAGUGUGCAGUCUGUAGCUGCUACCGCCCUUUCGAAGCUCCUGCUUACCAACACUUUCACCCCAUCUGGGCCUAAUGUUCCCUCUGGAAUUCAGGAAUAUAACGAAAAUGCAGUAGAAACGCUUCUUCAGGCUCUUGUGGUAGCCUUUUUCCACCCACGCACAAAGGAAAACCCUGCUCUUCGACAAUCCCUGGCUUACUUCUUCCCUGUCUACUGUCACUCUCGGGUAGAGAAUACAAAGCAUAUGCGCCGAAUUGCAGUACCGGUGAUUCGGGCUGUCAUGAACGCCGCCGAGGAACAUUAUUCUCUUGAGGCUGAGGAAGAUAGUGAUGGAGAGAUUGACGAAAGCAUCGGAGAAAGAGAAAUCAAGACCCUUAUGACUGGCGUUGUGGGCAUGCUUGCCGAGUGGACUGACGAGCGCCGAGUUGUUGGCCUGGGUGGUGAGCGAGUGCUCGUCGGUGGAACUGCAAGCUCGACUGCUUGUGGCUGGGUCCACUUGGCUCUGGUGAAGGACAUCCUGGAGCGUGUCCUGGGUGUCAGCGCUGGCCCUAACCGCUGCUCGAAGGAAGAACGCAAGCUUUUAUUCUCCCUCUUAAGCAAGCUCUACAUUGCUGCUCCCACAGCACCCUCACGUUCGGGAUCCCGUGCACCGGACGGCGACGACUCGCAAUUCCGCACCAGCGUUCGCAGUAACACCGGAGUCGAAGUAUCGGCAGCCAAUCAAGAAUUGGCCCAGGAAGUGAAGGAGCUCCUGGACCAAACCAUUGAGGAAGGUUUGGCAGGAGAAGCAUCAAGCCGCAAUGCCUUGGUCAAGACCAAGAACUCUGUCCUGAAGAUCCUUGCCGUCGCCCAAGAUGCUCGGGCUGCCGGAGUGAGAUCUCGAGCAGGCACUGAGGACAUUGAGAGUGACGCCAGAAGUGUUCGGUCGGCAAGUGUCCGCCGCUCCGUCGAGCCUUCCGGUGUCCAACGCCGCCAUGUCUCAGUGGAACCAAGCAUCAUGGAAGAGGACGAAGCCGAUGCUAGUCAGAUAAGCUUGCAGGCUCCUGUUGCCGGUAUCGCCGCUGGCCGUGGCAUGGUCUCUGUUGAGCCUAGCAUUAUGGAAGAGGAUGAAGAGGAUGAUCAUGAUACUAGCCAUGGCACAGUGAUAAAAUCUGAAGUUGGCGAAGAGUGA